This is a messenger RNA of Impatiens glandulifera, 1648 nucleotides long. RefSeq names its product PI-PLC X domain-containing protein At5g67130-like. Bases 187 to 1482 code for a protein of 431 amino acids. Gene Ontology annotation, molecular function: phosphoric diester hydrolase activity. The transcript has 8 exons. Gene Ontology annotation, biological process: lipid metabolic process. The record is from RefSeq and is a predicted model, not a curated record. NCBI's taxonomy places the organism in Eukaryota, Viridiplantae, Streptophyta, Magnoliopsida, Ericales, Balsaminaceae.
UUGGGAACACAAAAAUGGCAGUGAAUUUAUCUGUCUGUCUGAAGUGUGGAGUCUGGACUUGCACUUUUUGUUUCUCUACCGAGUACCGAUCGAUGAUGAGAGUACUGGAUUGAUUUGAGUUGAGCUUUUCCUCCUUCCUUCUUUCUUUGCAUCUUCUUCUGUUAAGAUAACAGGACCGACGACCGUAUGAACAGUAGGUGCAGAGCUAUGUUCCUCUUAUUAGGACUCAUCCUCAUCUUAGGCGCCACUUUACUCGUCACUUCUUCCACUGCUGCUUGCUCCAACGGCAACUGCCAGCUGUUAGAGCCGUGUUCUUUGGCUACCGACUGCGGACCUAGUCUCUACUGUGGAAACUGCCCUUCUAUAGGGGAAAACCAACCCGUCUGCACCAGAGGCCAAGCCAUAAUACCCACAUCACUGAUCAACGGAUUACCCUUUAAUAAGUAUUCAUGGCUCGUGACCCACAAUUCCUUUUCAAUUGUUGACGCCCCUUUACUCACCGGUGCCGACAGAAUUACUUUCUACAAUCAAGAAGACACUGUCACCAAUCAAUUGAUGAAUGGAGUCAGAGGAUUUAUGCUGGAUAUGUAUGACUUCGAGAACGAUAUUUGGCUAUGUCAUUCUCUCCGAGGACAAUGCUACAACUUCACUGCAUUUCAACCUGCCAUUAACACUCUCAACGAAGUGGAAGCAUUCUUGACUUCGAACCCAACUCAAAUAGUGACCAUCAUAAUCGAGGAUUAUGUUCGCUCUCCCAAAGGGCUUACAAAGCUUUUCGCCAAUGCCGGGUUGGACAAGUAUUGGUUUCCCGUUUCUAAGAUGCCCAAGAAGGGUCGGGAUUGGCCUACUGUAACUCAAAUGGUCCUCGACAAUCACCGACUGCUGGUUUUCACUUCUGACUCGUCCAAGGAAGCCUCAGAAGGGAUCCCUUAUCAAUGGAGGUACAUGCUGGAAAAUGAGCCUGGAGAUGGUGGUGUUAUAGAAGGCUCUUGUCCAAACAGAAAGGAAUCCAAGUCACUAAAUUCAAGAAGCGCAUCUCUUCUCUUGCAAAAUUACUUCCCCACGAUUCCAGCUCAAUCUGAAGCUUGCAAAGAGCAUUCGGCUCCCCUUGCUAAUAUGGUCGAAACUUGCUAUAAAGCAGCCGGGAAUUCCAUGCCAAACUUCUUGGCCGUCAACUUCUACAUGAGGAGUGAUGGAGGAGGCGUUUUUGAAGCUCUUGAUAGGAUGAACGGCCAGACAUUAUGUGGAUGUUCUACUGUCACUUCCUGCCAGGCUGGACAAAAAUUUGGAGUUUGCAAGAACAUAGGGGUGUUUAAUGGAAAUGGAAAUGGAAGUCCACCAGCUAAUGGCAGCGGAAAUUUCUCAGGAUCCGUUCAAUUGACAGGAUCUUCUUCUUCUCUACUCCCUCCUCCACGGCCACACUUAUUUUUGUUUAAUCUUCUUCUAAUAUUGUUGCUUUCUUUUCUUUCCUUCUUUCUAUAGAUCUCUGAAUCGAGCAUAACAUUUUUAGAUGUUUCCUUUGAGUGUCUUCUAAGAGUGCUUUGUUUCUUCUCAUCUCAUCUCAUUGGUUAAGGAAAUAGUAAAUUAGCUCAAAACAGUCACUGUUUGAUCAUCAUGUUGAAAUUUAAAGUCAGUUUCUAGAAAUGGA